AUGAAAUCAAAACAAUCAUCCUCUAGUGUUGCAAGUGAGUCAGUAUCUGAUUUUACUUCUGGAGUAUCAAUUAGAUCAGGAAAGGUAUUAACAGUCACAAAAUUGGAAGAACUAGCUUCUGCAAUAGAAUAAAAGUCUUCAGAGUCAGAGAAUAUAAAGGAAGUAGAAAAUCCAGAAGAAAUGUUAUCUCCUUUAGAUUUCAAACUAGAUUUAAGCAUGAUUAUUUAAAAGAAUGUGAAAACUGAAGGAUUUUAUAAUUUAGUUCUUUAAAAUUAUUUAGGAAAAUAAUAAAAACCAUUUGAAUUCUUAAAUAAAGAUGACAAGGGUUUUGAUGAUGAAGAAAGAAUAAGAUUUUUAAAUUGGUUAAUUGAGAUCACACAUGCAUAUUAAAUGAAUUGUUCUACCUUUUUCAUAGCUUGUUCCAUUUUAGAUGAAUUUUAAAAAAAAACUCAAAAGUAUGGUUAUUUGAAAUAAUAAUAGUAUUACAAGAUAUAAUCUCCAUUUAACUGGAAUUAGUUGUAUUUAUUUGGCAUCAAAAUUUAAUGAUGUCAAACCAUUAAAAAUUGAUUAAGCAAUAGACAUAUCCCAUAAGAGAUUAGGUAGAAGUAAGAUUUUUAAGAAAGAAUUAGAGAUUUUUGAAUGUUUGGAUCAUUAACUUAAUUUUUCUAAUGGUUUUUUAUUUUUAACGUUGUUAUUAAGACUGUAUUUAAGUAAGAUCAAAGAUAAAGAGAAUGAUAUAAUAGAAAUAGCAUAUUUUACAUUAAAGUUAUGUUGUUUUGAUUAUGAAUUAUAGAGUAAAUAUUAUCAAAGUGAGAUAUCUGCUGGUUGUUUAUCAUAUGCAGUAAUGUUGGUGAAUUCAAAUAAUUAAGGAAGAGUGAAUGAACAUAUCACUACAUAAUUAGUAAAAAUUAUAAUAUACUAAUUAGUUAUAUUUAUUAAAAAAUUCAAAUGUUGUAAAAGAUUAAUAAAUAGUAAUUGUUGGAGAACAUAUUGAAGGAUUAAUAGAAAGAUAUUUUACUGAUAUUCAAUUUAGAGGGAAAAUUUAAAAAUUAAUUGAAUAUAACUUAAUCUAAACAGAUUUAUUGAAGUUCUACCUUGAUAAUAGAAAUUAGGAUCCGUGA
Paramecium primaurelia is the source of this 1121-nucleotide messenger RNA. The record is from the annotation of a GenBank genome assembly. Lineage: Eukaryota; Ciliophora; Oligohymenophorea; Peniculida; Parameciidae.